Molecule: messenger RNA, 1050 nt
Organism: Cornus florida
Lineage: Eukaryota; Viridiplantae; Streptophyta; Magnoliopsida; Cornales; Cornaceae
Product: stem-specific protein TSJT1-like
Exons: 4
Coding region: 86-853 (255 amino acids)
Source: RefSeq, a predicted model, not a curated record
UUUGACUCUCUCACUCCUGUUCUUCGUCGUCGUCGUCGUCGUCUCCUUCUCUAUCUGCGUUUACAGGAUCAAGAAACAAAUAAAAAUGCUCGCAGUGUUUGACAAUUCGGUUGGUAAGAGCCCCGAGGCUCUACGGAGCCCACACUCGGACUCGGUCUGUGCGUUGAAAGAUGGGUUUUUGGCUCAUCACUUCUCCUCUCUGCACCCUGUUUCGGUUACCAUCAACCUCCAUGAAGCGGGUGUCAUAGCCUACUCCAUGGACAGACAGAACCCUCUCCUCCCAAGGUUCGAUACUCAUUUUCACGAUCUGGACUGUUUGCUGGACAUCUUCUGCUUGUUUCAAGGCCACAUCGAGAAUAUUACUCAUCUUAAACAACAGUAUGGAUUAAACAAGACAGCAAAUGAAGUGAUCAUUAUCAUGGAAGCUUACAGAACUUUGAGGGAUAGAGGUCCGUAUCCUGCAGAUCAGGUUGUGAGAGAUAUCCAUGGGAAGUUUGCAUUUAUUCUCUAUGACAACUCUUCAAAAACUGCAUUUGUAGCAACUGAUACUGAUGGGAGUGUUCCCUUCUUCUGGGGAACUGAUUCUGAAGGCAAUCUAGUUCUCUCAGAUGAUGCAGAAAUGAUGAAGAAGGGCUGUGGAAGAUCCUUUGCACCAUUUCCCAAAGGAUGCUUCUUUACAACCUCUGGAGGCUUAAGGAGUUUUGAGCACCCUCUUAAUGAGUUGAAGCUAGUGCCAAGGGUGGAUAGUUCAGGUCAGGUGUGCGGUGCAACUUUCAAGGUUGAUGCAGAUUCCCGGAAGGAAACUGGUAUGCCAAGAGUUGGGAGUGCCACGAACUGGUCUCAGAACUACUGAACACGUCAAAUUUCCAUUAGCAAUGCUGUUGUUAUUAGUUACCCUCCACCUGCCCUUAGUCAAUGGCCCUGCACUCUAUGUUACAAGGAAGUACUGUAAAUAGUAAACAAAGCUCUUGAUGCCGCUAUACACAAUGCUUACUGUUUCAUUUUAAUCUGAUACAUCAAGAGCCCUUUCUAUGGGCUUCUAGGUUCUCA